AUGGCGGCAGGAUUGCAGGUGUUCGGGCAGCCGGCAUCGACCGACGUUGCCAGGGUGCUGACCUGCCUCUUCGAGAAGGACCUCGAGUUCGAGCUCGUCCGCAUCGACACCUUCAAGAAGGAGCACAAGCUCCCCGAGUUCAUCAAGCUUCGGGAUCCUACUGGACAAGUGACUUUCAAGCAUGGUGACAAAACUCAUGUUGAUUCAAGGGCUAUAUGCCGAUACCUGUGCACCCAGUUCCCGGAAGACGGCAACCGCGCGAUCUACGGCACUGGAUCACUGGAGCGCGCAUCCAUUGAACAAUGGCUCCAAGCGGAAGCUCAGAGCUUUGACGGCCCGAGCUCCCAGCUUGUCUUCCACCUAGCGUUCGCGCCGCAGCUGAAUUUGAUCCCUGACGAGGCCCAGAUCACUGAGAACGAGAGGAAGCUGCAGCAGAUGCUCUGUGUUUAUGAUGAGAUCCUGGCCAAGAACCAGUAUCUCGCCGGCGACGAGUUCACCCUCGCCGACCUGUCCCACUUGCCAAGCUCCCACUACAUCACCAGCACCCAGAGGGGCAGGAAGCUCUUCACCUCCAAGAAGCACGUUGCCAGGUGGUACGACGCCAUCUCCAGCCGCCCUUCGUGGCAGCAGGUGGUCAAGAUGCAGAGCGAGCACCCCGGCACGUUCGAGUGA
This is a messenger RNA of Lolium rigidum, 672 nucleotides long. RefSeq names its product glutathione S-transferase F8, chloroplastic-like. NCBI's taxonomy places the organism in Eukaryota, Viridiplantae, Streptophyta, Magnoliopsida, Poales, Poaceae. Gene Ontology annotation, molecular function: glutathione transferase activity; glutathione binding. The coding region runs from base 1 to 672 and encodes 223 amino acids. Gene Ontology annotation, cellular component: cytoplasm. The record is from RefSeq and is a predicted model, not a curated record. The transcript has 3 exons.